UUGGAAAAAUAGGCUGAUAGACGAUAGUUGAUAGUUGCAACUUCGCAAGUCGCUCAAUAAUCUAUAGUUGACAUCGACGUUGAGAUUGAAUUAAAAAUUUAUAGAUUUGACCUUCGAUUUCAAGGGCUCAAACUAGUUUAAUGUAUUUUGUAGUUUACUUAAAAAUUAAUUCGUUUUACCGUAAUCAUUAACAACACUAUAAUAUUUCAACAACCUUGAAAUUGUAUAAUCCAAUAAUAAUAAAAUAUAGAUUGUGAAUGUUGAUACUUGAUAUAUUAUAAUAAUGAAGCACUACCUAGGUAGUUGUAUUUGGUGUUAAUACAAUAAUCAUGUAAAUGAGUGGGAAAAACUGAAGAAUUGUAAUUCUUGAGUAAAAUAAAACAAUAUGGCAUUAGUGGAAGGAUUUGGUGAUGAAGUUAUUCAGUUUUUUGGUAUACUAUUUGUUGUUGUGCUAAUCGUAUUGCUAUGGAUGUCCACACAAGUGGCCGAAAUGCAAAUAUUUCGUGGUGCUGUUUUCAUUUUAGAAAGGCGUACAAGAAGAAGACACCACGAUGCUACGAGAACUGUGUCCAUAAUUUCUAAUCCAUCCAAUAGUGAACAAUCGACAACUGAAACAGUUGCAUUAAAUGAUGGGGUUCAAACAAAUUCUACUUUAAGCAAUGACAAUCCUCAAAAUAUAAAUGAUAAUCCUGCUGCUGCCAAUAUUGAUGUAACCAAAACUGAACAGUUCAAUGAAUCUAGUCAAAGCAAUUGUACCAAUGAUAUUGCUAAUGAACCGCAAAUAUAUGAAGACUCUAUAAGGAUACGACUUAAAUAUUUAAAUGACAACUGUCGUUUAGUUCAAGGCAGGUUACAAGAAAACAUUGGUGUUUUCAAAAGGAGACAUUUUACCAAUGAGCUAACAUCAAAUAAAAUUAUUCGUUUGAUAUUUCAAGGAAAAGUAUUACAUGAUGAUGAAGCAUCACUGAGUAGUUGUGGUCUUCAUGAUAACUGUGUUGUACACUGUCUUAUACAUCAGCCACGUCCUACUGCUAAUGCUCAACAAACCCCUGAUCCUGUAAACCAUGAUACUAAUGAGCAACCACUACCAAAUACGAUACGUCAUGGUCAGCGUCAACCUGGACCAAUUCAACGUGAAUGGAAUUUGGCUACAUUGUUAUCUGCUUUAAUCACAAUAAUAAUAUCAUUACUAUGGUAUGCCAGAAUCCAGUUUUACACAUUUUUCUCUUAUACAUCUACGGGUACACUGGGAAUAUUGACUGGAAUUUUUUUGUUCACUGCCUUUCUCACUUAUUUGGUGGACAAUGAAGAACAACAACAUCAUCGACCGCAAACUGGACAUUAAUAUGUAAUUAUGCUAUAUUUCAGUAUAUAAAAUCAAAGUAAGCACAAAAGCGGGUCUCAAAAUAUUUAAAAAUGUAUGUAAUAAAUAAGGUAUUUGUAUAAAUACAUGGUGUCUAAUUUAUUU
Rhopalosiphum maidis (corn leaf aphid) is the source of this 1468-nucleotide messenger RNA. RefSeq names its product transmembrane and ubiquitin-like domain-containing protein 1. The record is from RefSeq and is a predicted model, not a curated record. Gene Ontology annotation, molecular function: protein binding. The transcript is spliced from 4 exons. NCBI's taxonomy places the organism in Eukaryota, Metazoa, Arthropoda, Insecta, Hemiptera, Aphididae. Bases 386 to 1345 code for a protein of 319 amino acids.